This is a messenger RNA of Kuraishia capsulata CBS 1993, 1212 nucleotides long. RefSeq lists its product as uncharacterized. The record is from RefSeq and is a predicted model, not a curated record. The transcript has a single exon. The coding region runs from base 1 to 1212 and encodes 403 amino acids. Gene Ontology annotation, biological process: sulfur compound catabolic process. Gene Ontology annotation, cellular component: cytoplasm. NCBI's taxonomy places the organism in Eukaryota, Fungi, Ascomycota, Pichiomycetes, Pichiales, Pichiaceae. Gene Ontology annotation, molecular function: sulfonate dioxygenase activity.
AUGCCUCUCGUUCUUGAAUCCAGAAACCUGGAUAUCCACUUCAGAAAAGACGAGGACUCCAUCAAGGAUGGUGUCUACACAGUGUCCGACAAGGACAGAAGCUUGUCACAGCACCCAGAGUUCCUGCCUUCGUGGGAUCCUAAGCAAAAAUACCCCAAGCUGCAGCCAUUCAAGCACAGAGACCGCGGACUGUUUGCUGACCCUCAGUACAAGAAUUUGCUAGCCGAGGCCACUGGUCCAAUCGAACAAUUGAACGUUACCCCCAAGCUGGGAACUGAGGUCAGAUCUGGUAUCCAAAUAUCGCAGUUGUCUCCAGCAGCCAAAGAUGACCUUGCCUUGCUGGUGGCUGAGCGUGGUGUGGUGAUUUUCAGAAACCAAGAUUUCAAGGACAAAGGACCCGAAUUUGCCAAACAGUGGGGUUCCUACUACGGCCCAUUGCAUGUUCAUCCAACCUCCGGUGCUCCACUAGGAUAUCCAGAGUUUCACGUAACUUACAGAAGGUCGAGCCCCAAGGAGUUUGAGAAGGUGUUUUCCAGAAGGGUCAACAACAUCACAUGGCACACAGAUGUCAGCUACGAGCUGCAGCCACCAGGAUUAACUGUCUUCACCAUGUUGCAAGGUCCUGAUAACGGUGGUGGAGACACAAUUUUUGCGGACACAGUUGAGGCUUACGAGAGAUUAUCACCUUUGAUGCAGAGUAUGAUUGACAACCUAAAGGUUGCGCACACAUCUUCUGACCAGGCCAAAGAUUCAGUUGAUAAGGGUGGUAUUGAGAGAAGGGCCCCAGUGGACUCGAUCCACCCUCUUGUCAGAUGGCAUCCGGUCUUGAAGAAGAAGAUCCUUUACAUUCAGAAAAGUUUUGGAAGAAGAAUUAUAGGAUUGAAGCAGGAAGAGAGUGACAAUCUACUCUCAUUUUUGAUUAAUCAUGUCGAGACUGCUUUGGAUCUGCAACUCAGAGCUAGAUGGGAACCUGGUACCGUUGUUGUUUGGGACAACAGAAGGGUUUUGCACUCGGCAGUUUUGGACUGGAACUCUGCUGAUGCCAGACACGCAUAUAGAAUCACUCCUCAGGCUGAAAGACCCGUUCAUUCGCAAGAAGAGUAUGAUAACUGGACCGUUGAGAAUGAACUGGAAGAGCUCAAGAGCUUGGAGGCAACUCUUGCUGCUGAUCCGUACGAAUUGGAUGUUACGCUGGAUGGGCUUAAAAUUUAA